CGCGCGCGACGUCGUCCUCUUCUCCCUUGAUCCCGGUCCAUUGGCUCCCACGCCUCGCCCAUCUACCUCGCCAACACUCGUCGCUAGUCUCUCGUCCAAUUAUCCUGCCGCUCCGCUCACCCUUAUACCUCCUACGCCCAUCUUCAAUUCCCUAAUCUCUCCAAUCCUCGUCCAACUCCUCCACAAUGUCUCAGCCGUACGAGAUUCGCAACAACGACACCGGCAGAAGCAAGAAGCAGAGCAUGGCCGAACUGAAGCUACGCCGUCUCAAUGAGCUGAACCAGAGAUUGCAAGAGGAUCUCAACCGCAGAAGAAUCCCCGUCUCCGAGGCUUCCAUGGACCUCAUCGCUUUCACCGACAAGGAACCCAAGGACUUCAUGGUUCCCAGCCGCUGGGGCACUAUCGACAAGCGCGAUGACCCUUACGCCCCUCAACAAUCUGGCGGGUGCUGCAUCAUCAUGUAAAGCAGCCUCCCUUUUCCUUUCACAAGAGACAUCAUACCGGGUUUCCAGCACUGGCGUUUUAGGCGGAGA
This is a messenger RNA of Aureobasidium subglaciale EXF-2481, 533 nucleotides long. RefSeq lists its product as uncharacterized. NCBI's taxonomy places the organism in Eukaryota, Fungi, Ascomycota, Dothideomycetes, Dothideales, Saccotheciaceae. Gene Ontology annotation, cellular component: heterotrimeric G-protein complex. The transcript is spliced from 4 exons. Gene Ontology annotation, molecular function: G-protein beta-subunit binding. Gene Ontology annotation, biological process: G protein-coupled receptor signaling pathway. The coding region runs from base 186 to 464 and encodes 92 amino acids. The record is from RefSeq and is a predicted model, not a curated record.